ACCGGAAGCUCGCGCCGGCCGCGGGGAGGCGGUGGCUGCGGCGGAGGCGCCGAGAUGGGGUAACUGACUCCCGCUAUGAGGAAGUGGCUCUUACCUAAGACCCUGGACAGGGCAGAGCUAACAUACCUGGAGCUUGCCUUUUUGGACCUGACACCAGGACCUGGGGACUUCCACCAGGACAGUGAGCACCCCCACCCAGAAUUCCAGGCUUCCCAGAGGUCCCAGGGAACAAGGACAAGUCGCCAGCUGUGGCGGUCUCUGCCGAGGUUCCUUGGGGCGGGAGGAGGCUGGAGGAAGCCAGUGGCAGCCUGAGGUUCUCUCACAGGGGAACUCUGCCUGUGGUUCCUGAAAAAGUCCGUGACAUGGUUGUUUUUUCUCUCUGACUCGCUCUCUUGCUCUCUGUCACUCUAAAGCAUGACUGGACACUCCUAGAACCUUCAGUCAGCAUCCAGGGGAUUUUUUUUUCACCACAAAGGGUAAUUCCUGCUCCAUCUCUGCUGUGACUCAGCUGUGACAUCGAACCGCACAAGCCAAUGAGAAGAUAAAGUCAUCAGACUCCUGCUCACCAGAGAGGGUGGCCCACGCCAGAACUCACCUCUUCUCUCAGCACUGACUCCACGACGCUGGUCCCCUCCCCCGAGGAGCUUAGUCGGGCCCCUAGCCAGGCUGGGACCCCAGGAUGGCCUCUGGCUCAGCCAGCAGCCCUCGCCCAGCCCCCGAUGAGAACGAGUUUCCCUUUGGGUGCCCCGCCACCGGCUGCCAGGACCCAUCAGAGCCCAGAGCCCUCUGCUGCGCUGCCUGUCUCUCUGAGAACCUGAGGAACAGCGAGGAUCGGAUCUGUCCCAAAUGCAGAGGAGACGAACCCCAGUCGGUAAGCCCAGGAAGCCUUAUAUCUCAGGAGAAGGAUCACCCUGAGGUGGCUGCAGAUGGAGUUACGUGUCCCUUUGCAGGUGUUGGCUGCUCCUUCAAGGGGAGUGCAAAGUUCAUGCAGGAGCAUGAGGUCACCUCUCAGGCCACCCACCUAAACCUGCUGCUGAGGUUCCUGAAACAGUGGAAGGCCCAGCAGGGCUCAGGCCUGGGCUCAGGGCCCAUGGCUCUAGAGCGGAAUCUGUCGGACCUGCAGCUGCAGGCUGCUGCAGAGGUGGCCGGGGACCUGGAGGUGGACUGCUACCGGGCCCCCUGCUCUGAGAGCCAGGAGGAGCUGGCCCUGCAGCACUCCAUGAAGGAGAAGGUGCUGGCCGACCUGGAGGGGAAGCUGCGCGUGUUCGAGAACAUCGUUGCCGUCCUCAACAAGGAGGUGGAGGCCUCCCACCUGGCCCUGGAGGCCUCCAUCCACCAGAGCCAGCUGGACCGCGAGCACAUCUUGAGCUUGGAACAGCGGGUGGUGGAGCUGCAGCAGACGCUGGCCCAGAAAGACCAGGCCUUGGACAAGCUGGAGCAGAGCCUGCACCUCAUGGAGGAGGCCUCCUUCGACGGCACCUUCCUGUGGAAGAUCACCAACGUCACCAGGCGGUGCCAUGAGUCAGCCUGCGGCAGGACCGUCAGCCUCUUCUCCCCAGCUUUCUACACUGCCAAGUAUGGCUACAAGUUGUGCCUGAGGCUCUACUUGAAUGGGGACGGGACGGGAAAGAGGACCCACCUGUCACUGUUCAUCGUGAUCAUGAAAGGGGAGUAUGAUGCUCUGCUGCCGUGGCCUUUCCGGAACAAGAUCACCUUCAUGCUCCUGGACCAGAACAACCGUGAGCACGCCAUUGACGCCUUCCGGCCCGACCUGACCUCCGUGUCCUUCCAGCGGCCCCAGAGCGAAACCAACGUGGCCAGCGGCUGCCCGCUCUUCUUCCCUCUCAGCAGGCUCCAGUCGCCCAAGCACGCCUACGUGAAGGACGACACCAUGUUCCUCAAGUGCAUCGUGGAGACGAGUACUUAGGGCAGGCGGGGACAAGUGCCCGCACCUGCGUGCGGAGGAAGCGCCAGCCCAGACUGGAGGAGGUCCUGCCCUUGGUGCCCACGGUCCCAAGACACAGCGAUAGCCUGGGGCCGGGUUGGUCUGAGCAGGGCGGACAGACUGCCUGUGGCAGCCAUCCGCUUAAGGGGGUGGCAGGACCCCACAAAGGCAGAGGGUCCAGAAGGAGGUGGUGGCAGAAU
Messenger RNA from Pteronotus mesoamericanus, 2145 nucleotides. RefSeq names its product TNF receptor associated factor 1 (gene TRAF1). The record is from RefSeq and is a predicted model, not a curated record. The transcript has 8 exons. Bases 680 to 1927 code for a protein of 415 amino acids. Gene Ontology annotation, molecular function: zinc ion binding; tumor necrosis factor receptor binding. Lineage: Eukaryota; Metazoa; Chordata; Mammalia; Chiroptera; Mormoopidae. Gene Ontology annotation, biological process: regulation of apoptotic process; protein K63-linked ubiquitination; tumor necrosis factor-mediated signaling pathway. Gene Ontology annotation, cellular component: cytoplasmic side of plasma membrane.